Molecule: messenger RNA, 915 nt
Organism: Gossypium arboreum
Lineage: Eukaryota; Viridiplantae; Streptophyta; Magnoliopsida; Malvales; Malvaceae
Exons: 1
Coding region: 1-915 (304 amino acids)
Molecular function (GO): nucleic acid binding; zinc ion binding
Source: RefSeq, a predicted model, not a curated record
AUGAAAACCUACCUAUAUGAAUUCGACUUGUGGGAGGUUGUCAACUCAGAUGCUGAACCAGCACCUGUAAGAGCUAAUCCAACAGUGGCUCAGAUUAGGCAGCAUGCAGAUGAAAGAACCAAGAGGCACAAAGCCAUGUCUUGCAUCCAAAACAGUGUGUCUAAUGUGAUUUUCACAAUAAUCAUAGCUUGUGAGUCACCAAAGCAGGUCUGGGAUAAGCUGAAUGAGGAGUUUCAAGGGACUAAAAGAACAAGACAGCAACAGCUACUGAAUUUGAGAUGGGAUUUUGAAAACUUGAAGAUGAAGGAGGAAGAAACAGUGAAGCAAUACUCAAACAGAAUCAUAGCUAUGGAAAACAUUAUCAGACUGUUUAGAGAACAGUUUAAUGAAGCAAGAAUUGUGGAGGAAGUGAUCUCAACCUUGCCUGAAAGGUAUGAGGCAAAGAUAUCAUCCCUUGAAGACUCGAGGGACUUGACCAACAUCUCAUUUACAGAGCUGAUCAAUGUUAUUUAUGCUCAAGAGCAAAGGAGAGCCAGUAGACUGGAAGAGCAUCAAGAAGGUGUCUUCCAAGCCAAAAGCAGACCAGCCUCGAGCUCCUCUGCCGACAAGGGGAAGAAAACCUGGAAAGACAAGCCUAAAUCAGAUGGUGCAAGAAGAAAAGAUCAACCUUGCAGACAUUGCAAAAGGCUUGGCCAUCUAGAGGUAAACUGUUGGUUUAGGCCUGAUGUGCAGUACCAAGUUUGCAAAAAGAUGGGUCAUGUUGAGAAAGUCUGCAGAAACAAAGGCAAACAGAGGCUAAAUCAACCUCAGCAACCUAGAGCUGAAGCUAGAGUAGCAGAAGAGGAAAGUGACCAAGAAGAGCAAGUCUUUGCAGUUUCUUGCUCAGCUGCAAAAGAAAAGGCCACAAAGAGGUGA